Messenger RNA from Panicum virgatum (switchgrass), 1548 nucleotides. RefSeq names its product plant UBX domain-containing protein 10-like. Gene Ontology annotation, cellular component: endoplasmic reticulum. NCBI's taxonomy places the organism in Eukaryota, Viridiplantae, Streptophyta, Magnoliopsida, Poales, Poaceae. Gene Ontology annotation, molecular function: ubiquitin binding. Bases 247 to 1434 code for a protein of 395 amino acids. The record is from RefSeq and is a predicted model, not a curated record. The transcript has 4 exons.
GUUCUUUGCAUCAAAGAACAAGACAUAAAGCUCUCAAAGCAUCCCGAUUUCCCACCUUUUAUUUCCUUGCUGCUUUGAGAAAAGCAAAGCAUAAUCCAUUUCUUAACCCGGUGUCGUGGCUGCCGGCCACUCGAACCAGUUGCAAGAACAAAUGCACAUCAAGCAGAUGCUUCCCCAGCAUGAGCGCACCACCUGACCGAUCAUAACGCCUGCGGAGGCCGGCGGACAUCGCCGGAGAAUCCAGCCAUGUCCUCAGGUCCGGCGAGGGGAAGCGGCAGCAGCAGCGCGGGAGAGAGCCUCCGGAACUCCUGCAACGACUUCGCCCGGACCCUGGCGCGGCUGCCGGCCAGCAUCAUGGAAGGCCUGUCGAGGUCGAUCCCUCGCCGUCGGAGCCACCACCACCCUAUCCCCCACCGUCUCCAGCCACCUCUGCAAGCGCCUCCGCUCCUUCCUCCGCCGUUCGUCCCCGAGGAGCUCUUCUUCUUCAGCGUGUUCGAGCAGCAGUACGGCGCGCACCACCCGUUCUUCUACGCCUGCCGCUUCGCCGACGCCCUGAGGGCCGCGCGGAGGGAGGGCAAGCUCGUCUUCGUGUACCUCCACGACCCGGGCCACCCCUACACCGAGCCCUUCUGCCGGCGGACGCUCUGCAGCGACGUGGUGGUGGAGUUCCUCGACGCCAACUUCGUGUCCUGGGGAGCCGUCAGCGGCACGGGGGAAGGGCCGGGCAUGGUGGCGUCGCUGCAGCCCGGUAGCUUCCCCUUCUGUGCCAUCGUCGCUCCGGUCUCCGACGAAAGCAUCGCAGUCCUGCAGCAGGUGGAGGGACCAGUGUCACCGUCAGAGCUGGUGGAGAUCUUGCAGCGCACCAUUGACGAGCAGGGCGCGGCUUUCCGAGCCUCCAGGCCUGAUGAGCAGGCUGCGGCCAUCAGAUCCGCCAGAACGGCCGAGGAAGAAGAGAGGAGAAGGUCGGCUCUGCGACUGCGACAAGAGCAGGACGCAGCUUACCUUGAGUCGCUUCGGCGGGAUCAGGAGAAAGAAAGAUCCCGCAAGAGUCUGCAAGAGGGAGCUGCCAAGCCGAGGGCAGGUAACCAGCUUCGCGCAAGACAUCCUGGCCAGGCAGCACGCCAACCUACCAAGCCGACCCAGAUCAGAGCAUCCCCUCAGAAGGAAACUGCAGCUUCACAAAGAACUGAACCUAAUACCAAGAUCAUGAUAAGGUUUCCCAACGGUGAGAGGAGGCAGCAGAGCUUCCAUCACACGGACACCGUCAAGGAUGUCUACAGGUAUGUGGACUCCUUGGGCAUACCAGGCAUCGGACGCUACCAGCUCGUGAGGAGCUACCCAAGGAAGACGUACGGUCAGCAGCAGCUGGGGAUGACUCUCGGAGACGCAGGUUUCUAUCCGAGUGUGACGUUGUACAUUGAGCAGCUUUCGUAAUCUUGCUGGGUUGCUGUAAUCGUGAUUCGUGAAACUGGCAUAAAUUUCAAGAAAACAAUGCGAUGGGAAGAUCUGGAGAUAUAAAUGCCAAAAGUUCAGAAACUUAUCUGUGUA